Oryctolagus cuniculus (rabbit) is the source of this 7059-nucleotide messenger RNA. The record is from RefSeq and is a predicted model, not a curated record. Lineage: Eukaryota; Metazoa; Chordata; Mammalia; Lagomorpha; Leporidae.
UCCGCAGGUGCACAGUGUAACUGUGAUUCCUUCCUGACAGACUGAGGAGGGGCCAGAGCUGUGGCAAGCGGGUAAAACUGCUGCCUAUGGCGCUGGCAUCUCACACGGGCACCGGCUCAAGUUCUGGCUGCUCUACUUCGCAUCCAGCUCCCUGCUGAUGUGCCUGCGAAAGCAGUGGAAGAUGGCCAAAGUGCUGGGACCCUGCACCCACGUGGGAGACCUGGAAGAAACUCCUGGCUUCAGCCUGGCCCACCUCUGACCAUUGUGGUCAUUUGGGAAAUGAACCAGUGGGUGGAAGAUCUGUCUCUCUUUCUGUCUCUAACUCUGCCUUUCAAGUAAAUAAAUACAUCUCUCUCUCUCUCUCUUUCUCUCUCUCUCUCUCUCUCUCUCUCACACACACACACACACACACAUAUAAAUAAGUACAUCUUAAAAGAAAAAAGUAACAGAGAUCAGGGGACUCACUGGUUUUGUCCCGGGCGCAGUGCUGGGAAUCCGCACGGUGACAGUGAGCCAGGUCCUGGGGAUUUACGGGGUUGGUGGGAGAGAUGUUUCCAGAAAUGCGAGUGUGAGGCACAAGGGCGGGGUGCUGGGGCUAGGCUCCCCAGCAGGGCUGCUCGCAGUGCGUGUUGUCCCCACCCAUCCACUAGCCUGGGUCAUCCCAGAGCUCUCACCCUCACCCCCAAACUGCUUCACUAAGGUCCCCUGAACUCAGCCCACAUCUCUCUGUCAGCAGUGGGUGUCAGUGCCUCCACAUCUACCCAGAACCCGGUCACUUCUCACCACCUCGGUGCUGCCACCUCCAUGCCAGCCAGUACCUGCUCCCCUGUCACCCAGCCUGGUCUCCACCCAGACCCCCUGGCAGGUCCAUCUCGGCGCUCAAGCCACUUAUCUCCAUGCUCACAGGUGUGACAUAGCUGGAUAGCCCACCUGCACCCACGCCCUGCAUUGCACCUGCCAGAGCUGCUUCCGCCCCUCCUUGCUCCCGGCACGUCUUUGCCCAAACCCUUGCUCCUCCCCCAACCCCCCUUUCCACUCUUCCUUCAUAGCCAUGGAACUCGCUAAUGUAUCCUGUGUGCUGCUGUCCACCCCUCCCCCAAAUGGAAACUGCCUGUGGGUUUCACAGGCCUGCUCUACUCACCCUGUAAACGUUUGCCGAGUGUGUAUGUAGUGCACGUGUAGUAUGUGUGAGCAUGUAGUACACAUGUGGUAUGCAUGCAUGUAGCACAUAUGUAGUAUACAUGCAUGUAGCACAUGUGUAGUAUGCAUGUAUGUAGUGCAUAUGUAGUAUGCAUGAGUAUGUAGUGCACAUGUAGUAUGCAUGUAUGUAGUGCGUAAGUAGUAUGCAUGCAUGUAGCACAUAUGUAGUAUGCAUGUAGUGCAUGUGCAGUAUGCGUGAGUAUGUAGUGCAUGUGUAGUAUGCAGUGCACGUGUAGUAUGCAUGCAUGUAGUAAGUAGCAUGCAUGUAUGCAGUGCGUAUGUAGUAUGCAUGUAUCACAUAUGUAGUAUGCAUGUAGUGUAUGUGUAGUAUGCGUGAGCAUGUAGUGCACACGUGCUUGCAUGUAUGUAGUGUAAGUAGUAUGCAUGCAUGUAGCGUAUAUGUAGUAUGCAUGUAGUGCAUGUGUAGUAUGCAUGAGCAUAUAGUGCAUGUGUAGUAUGCAUGUAUGUAGUGUGUAAGUAGUAUGCAUGUAUGUAUCGUGUAUGUAGUAUGCAUGUAUGUAGUGCAUGUGUAGUAUGCGUGAGCAUGUAGUGCACGUGUAGUAUGCAUGUAUUAGUGUGUAAGUAGUAUGCAUGUAUGUAGUGUGUAAGUAGUAUGCAUGUAUGUGGUGUGUAAGUAGUAUGCAUGUAUGUGGUAAGUAUGCAUGUAUGUAGUGCAUAUGUAAUGUGCAUGUAUGUAGCACAUAUGUAGUAUGCGUGUGGUGCAUAUGUAGUAUGCACGAGUAUGUAGUGCAUGUGUAGUAUGCAUGAGUAUGUAGUACACAUGUAGUAUGCAUGUAUGUAGUGUGUAGUGUGCAUGUAUGUGGCACAUAUGUAGUAUGCGUGUGGUGCAUAUGUAGUAUGCAUGAGCAUGUAGUGCAUGAGGGUGAGCAGGCAGAACAACAGUUGGUGUUUGUUUGAAGACAGUUUGAAUGGUUGUUCUAGAAGCUGCUGUUGCCAGUGCAAACAGCAAAGCGUUUCUCAAGCGGUUUGUCUCACAGCCUCUGGUUCAGAGAAGCUCACUGGUCCUUGUUUGUAGAGAGCAACUUGUAUAAGGCACAAAAAUGUUGAAAUCCGCUUAACAUUGUUCUUCAAACAAAAAGGACGCAGAAGGGGGUCACAGUGGCUGGACCAGUCCCCAGCAACCCCAUCUCCCUUCUUCAGAGACAGUUGAUAAAGAAGUCUGGGAGUUCUCUCAAUCCACUCAAAAUAAGUCCUUGAUUUUACUGGCUACGAUUUGCAAAAAUCAUUCCUAACUCUUGCUUGGUUGAAACACAGAAGGCGACAGAACACCCCUAACUUGAAGCCUGAUGACUUUGCUCCAAUGUUGUUGGGUUUGUGGUUUAAGGAGCUGGGAUUUCGGAAUCCUUUGAGCCUUUGUAUAAUGUGCACAAAGGAUCUGUCGCUGUAACUGUCAAGGCGCCAGUGUUUCUGCCUGAAACACAUUCGUGUCCUUUUUCUGUGCUUAGUGAGCUGGAAUAAAGGCUACCGCGGGCCUGGCCACCAGGACUGCCCACAGGAACCCGUGGGGCAGAAUUCCAAGUAGCUGGACGGCCACGGUGGUGUGAGGGCGUGAGUGUUAGUGUGGCCUUGUGAAGGAGGUCUCCAGCCCAUGGCCGGGGCACAGCAAAAGAGGAGGAGGUUAGUGAGACCGUGGGUGAACUGCUCCCUGUUGCCGAAUGCUGGUGGCGUGCACUGCCUUCUCCUGAGACGCCCACCCUGCUGCCCGAUGUCCAUGCUGCGUGGGACCAGAGAGGCCCCUGGCUGUCCUGGUCAGGGGCAGAUGGCUCUGAGCCAGCGGUUAUGCAACCAGGGGAACGCUUCUGGGAUCCAGGCCCUUCUGCUGAUUGAAAUGCAGGGAACCAUCCUCCUCGCCCCGGCUUGGCACAGGCUGCCCAGCUUUUGUUCCAUGUGUCAAUAGUUCUUGCUGGAAGCCCCUCACCCAAAGACCCGCGCCCCCAGCGGCAGGACGACCGUGGAGGUAAGCGGGCAGACAGACGGUAAGCCCCUGGGGACGUCCUCCAUGACCUGUGCAGCACUUGGCGUUGCAGUCCCCAAGUCCCUAACGGGGGCUGAAGUGCCCGGCUCAGUGACGGUUUGAAGUGGAAGCCUCGGCUGGCCCAGCGCGGACCCCGCGGGCCAUCCUCCCUGGAGAGGGACUGGGCUUGCUUAGCGCUAAGCCCGCCGUCGUCGUCACAUCUGCAGCUCCCCAGUGCCAACAGAAAACGUGUCUCUGGAGAAGAGUCCGGGACGGAGCUGCUUCGGCGCAGUGUCGCACGGUCGCGGUGCCCACAGCUCCAUGACACGGGAGGAGCCGUUCCGGGAGGACCUGGGCUAUGACCGCAUGCCCACGCUGGAGCGGGGGCGGCCAGACCCAGGGAGCUACGGCCCCGACACCAAGCCCGGCGACCUCCAGCUGUCGAGAAGGCUGCCCUCGUGCUUCAGCUACAAGACACGGGUCUUCUCUGUGCUGAUGGGGAGCUGCCUUCUUGUCACCUCGGGGUGCUCGCUGUACCUGGGGAGCGUGUUCCCCUCAGAAAUGGACUACCUGCGCUGUGCGGCCGGCUCGUGCAUCCCCUCAGCAAUUGUGAGCUUUGUGGCUUCCAGGAGGGACAUCAAUGCGAUCCCCAACUUCCAGAUACUGUUUGUUGCCACGUUCGCUGUCACAACGACCUGCUUGAUCUGGUUUGGAUGCAAACUGGUCCUGAACCCGUCGGCAAUAAACAUAAACUUCAACCUCAUCCUGCUGCUCCUGUUGGAGCUCCUCAUGGCAGCCACGGUGAUCGUCUCCGCCCGGUCCAGCGAGGAACUUCGCAGGAAGAAGAAGGGCGCCCUUCCUGAGAGCACCAGUCCGGGGGAAGAGGUGGCGUUCCCUGCUCGGGUCCUGAAGUCCUACUCAGUGGUGGAGGUGAUUGCCGGGGUCUCUGCUGUCCUUGGGGGGGUCAUAGCCCUGAACGUGGACGACGCAGUCUCGGGCCCACACCUCUCUGUGACCUUCUUCUGGAUCCUGGUGGCCUGCUUUCCAAGUGCCAUUGCCAGUCACGUGACCGCGGAGUGUCCCAGCAAGUGUCUGGUGGAGGUGUUGAUCGCCAUAAGCAGCCUCACAGCCCCGCUGCUGUUCACAGCCUCUGGGUAUUUGUCAUCCAGCAUAAUGAGGACGGUGGAGAUCUUCAGGGACUACCCGCCAGCCAUAAAAGGCCAGCUCUGCUCUGUCCUCCCAGCUCCGGCCGUUCUGCCUGACUCGCCACAGCCACCUGCCUCCUCCACAGGUGGUGAGGGUUUUCUCCGCCCUGAGCCUCCACUUGAGCUGAUUUCUUGGGCACAUCAAGUUUGAGGAGCACCCCCCACACACACACCAGGUGUCUGGUGGGAGCUGAGUUUGUGGAUCAGCUGCAGAAGUGGUGGAGCUGUGCCCAAGACCCGAGUGUGGUCAUGGCUGGAACCCGAGCCCCAGUGUGGUCACAGCUGGAACCGGCUUUCCUGGAGUUUCACGACUUGCCCUAUUCCCCUCUGCACCUGCUGUUUUGUAGACACUUUGCUUUUUUAUGUACCCAUUAUAAAUGGUGUUCCCCCCAAGGGUUUAUUAUGAUAAAUUUCCAACGUAUAGAACAGACUGAGCCCUGCAGGGGUUUGCCUUGUGUACCCUGUGUGUGUGCUGAGGGCUGAGUGUUGGAAGUGGCCUUUGCCCUUCAACACUGGCACCUCUAAAAGGGAGAGCAGUCCAGUGUCACACCCAGGACGGCCGAGGUUCUCAGGUGAUCUGGGAGCCCCGUGCCCGGGUCUGCCCGUUGGUCACCCCGGUCUCUUGCCCCACCUCCCCUUCCCGAGGCUGUGUCUGGGAGGUGGCACCACCUAUGGCUCUGGUCCUUUGUUCUGACGGGCACCUGUAGCCCAUGGUGUUGGGCUGUGGCUCUGCAAGCAUCCCACCCCAGUGGUCCUUGCUGGAAUCGCUCUCACCCCGGGAAGUGAAGGGACAGGCACACAUGCCACGGGAGGACAGCCCCAGGUCUGUCGAGUGACACCACAGAUCCAUGGGAUCAUCAGUAUUUUAGGUUUUCUUUCUUUCUUUUUUUUUUUUUUUUUUUGACAGGUGGAGUGGAUAGUGAGAGAGAGAGACAGAGAGAAAGGUCUUCCUUUUGUCGUUGGUUCACCCUCCAAUGGCCGCCACGGCUGGUGCCCCGCGCUGAUCCGAAGGCAGGAGCCAGGUGCUUCUCCUGGUCUCCCAUGGGGUGCAGGGCCCAAGCACCUGGGCCAUCCUCCACUGCACUCCCUGGCCACAGCAGAGAGCUGGCCUGGAAGGGGGGCAACCGGGACAGAAUCCGGCGCCCCGACUGGGACUAGAACCCGGUGUGCCGGCGCCGCUAGGCGGAGGAUUAGCCUAGUGAGCCGCGGUGCCGGCCAGUAUUUUAGGUUUUCUGAUGCUGAGCUGACCCUGGCCCUGAGGCCUGCUCUGCUGCCGUCUUUCCCAGCAGCCUCUGAACCUGCCCAGUGGACCUCAUUCUGUCCCUAGCCCUGGGCUCCGUGUGCCUGUUCCUGUCAGUAUCAUUGCCUUUCAUCCCUCUCAGUGGACAAACUGGGAAAUGGGGGUAUUUAGAUGUUUUCUUUUUCUUGAUGUUGGAGGUAGUGAGAGACACACAGAGACAGACAGAUCCUCCAUCUCUGGUCCACUCUCCAAAUGCGUGCCACAGCCAGGGCUGGACCAGGCUGAAGUUGGGAACCUGGAACUCGCUCUGGGUCUCCCACGUGGGUGGUAGGGGCCCAAGUUCUUGAGCCCUCGCUGCUGCCUCCCUGGUCUGCCUUAGCAGGAAGCCGUAGUCAAGAGUGGAACAGGAACCGGAACCGGAACCCAGGCACUCGAUGUGACAGCCUCCCCUUAUCGGGGAUAAUUUUAAAGAUCAUGAAUUUAUAUUAUUUCCAAUUCAAAUGGAACACUCUAGGUGCUUUUAUGUUUGCAUCUUUCUCUUUCUCCCAAAAUCUCACCUCCUGUAACAUUUAGUAUGUUUGCUACUUUAUUUCCUCUUAUAAUACAGAAUGCUCGAGGCCAGCCCUGCUAGAGUGCCCAUGGCCUGGAGGGCUGGGGCUCGGUGGUGGUCCCGUGGUGCUGGAGUUUCCUGCCGCUCAGGCCAGGGCUCCUCCUCCUGCCCCUCCCCUGCGGCUCACUCAGUCCAGGCUCAGCUGGGCCCUCUCUCUGCCGCUAUGCUGGGAUGGAGCUGUGGGAGAGUUUGGGUCCCAGUGCCCGGGACCCCUGCCCUCCAGAGCUCUCUGCCCGUCUCAGAAGCGUGACCCCUGCCACCACAUAACUGCAAGGCAGUCCCUUCGGCCUCGUCCGUCUUGGCGUGGCCAGGGCGGGCUUGCUGCCUCCCCCCUGACCCUUGUGGUGGCUGGAACGGGAAGGACCAAGAGAAGACUCGCAGACCUGCCGCCCACAGAGCCUGGUGGCCACCCAGGCCCCGCCCAAACCCCCUCCACGCCUGUGUAUCAAACCUAAACCAUCAGAACUGACCCCAGGAUGGACCUCACUUACCAAGCCAGAGUGUUGAAAUGAUAGAGCACACAGGGCUGCUGGGGUUCAGACGUGAGCGCAUGGUGGGAGGCAGCGCUCCUGCCUCCCUGGCUGGAGGGGUCUCCCUGACUGGAGGGGUCUUCCCUGACUGGAGGGGUCUCCCUGACUGGAGGGGUCUCCCCUGACUGGAGGGGCCUUCCCUGACUGGAGGGGUCUCCCUGACUGGAGGGGUCUCCCCUGACUGGAGGGGUCUCCCUGACUGGAGGGGUCUCCCUGACUGGAGGGGUCUCUCUGACUGGAGGGGUCUCCCUGACUGGAGGGGUCUCCCCUGACUGGAGGGGUCUCCCUGACUGGAGGGG